This is a messenger RNA of Ceratotherium simum simum (southern white rhinoceros), 2743 nucleotides long. The record is from RefSeq and is a predicted model, not a curated record. Lineage: Eukaryota; Metazoa; Chordata; Mammalia; Perissodactyla; Rhinocerotidae.
GUGAUUUUGUACAAGGGAUGGGGGUCUUCCAGUGCAUCCUGGGGUUGGUAGUGGGAGAGUGGGGAGGUAGAGGUAGUGAUUCUGAUUUUUAUAACACACACACUCCUAGUUGAGAAUUAACUGUCUUAGAUAGGCUAGUAUUGUAACCUUUAACUUUAUCUCAGUACCGUGGGGAAAAAAAUACCUGAUGGGAGACCCUGGUUUCAACCAGUUAGCAUGUCUUCUCUCCAUUUUCUGCUGUCUGGUUGCAUAUGAGCAUGUAUGUACCAGGUAAGCACUGGUAAGUGGGCAAGACAAACAGCUGGUUCUAGCAAGUUGUUCCUCCCAUUACAGGAGAAGGCCCGGGUGUGAAGGUGGAGGAAGGAUUGGACACGUUGCCGGGGAAAGUGAGCAAUCCAUUUAACCAAAGCAGAGAUGUCGGCUUAUUUAUAGGAAUUACUUGAAGCCACAGUCAUGGUGGAUGUAGGAAAGUGGCCAAUCUUCACUCUGCUCUCACCUCAAGAAAUUGCAUCUAUUCGGAAAGCAUGUGUCUUUGGCACCUCAGCCAGCGAAGCACUCUACGUUACUGACAAUGAUGAGGUCUUUGUAUUUGGACUGAACUAUAGUAACUGUCUAGGAACUGGAGAUAACCAGAGUACACUUAUACCCAAAAAGCUAGAAGCCUUGUGUGGAAAGAAGAUUAAAAGCCUUAGUUAUGGCAGUGGACCACAUGUUCUUCUCAGCACUGAAGAUGGAGUUGUUUAUGCCUGGGGCCACAAUGGAUAUAGCCAGCUUGGGAAUGGGACGACCAACCAAGGCAUUGCUCCCGUCCAAGUCUGCACCAAUCUCUUGAUCAAGCAAGUGGUUGAAGUAGCUUGUGGCUCACAUCAUUCAAUGGCUUUGGCAGCUGAUGGAGAGGUAUUUGCCUGGGGCUAUAACAACUGUGGCCAGGUGGGAUCAGGAUCUACAGCAAAUCAACCAACUCCUCGAAAAGUCACAAACUGUUUACACAUUAAGAGGGUGGUUGGCAUUGCCUGUGGUCAGACCUCGUCCAUGGCUGUUCUGGACAAUGGUGAGGUGUAUGGAUGGGGUUACAAUGGCAAUGGUCAGCUGGGCUUGGGAAACAAUGGCAAUCAGCUGACCCCUGUGAGAGUGGCAGCUUUGCACAGCGUGUGUGUGAACCAGAUUGUCUGCGGCUAUGCACAUACUCUAGCACUAACAGACGAGGGCUUGCUCUAUGCCUGGGGAGCUAACACGUAUGGGCAGCUGGGAACUGGCAAUAAAAAUAACCUGCUAAGCCCAGCACACAUCAUGGUGGAGAAAGAAAGGGUAGUAGAGAUCGCAGCCUGCCACUCUGCCCACACAUCUGCUGCCAAGACCCAGGGAGGACACGUGUACAUGUGGGGCCAGUGCCGGGGCCAGUCGGUGAUCCUGCCGCACCUCACCCACUUCUCCUGCACUGACGACGUGUUUGCCUGCUUUGCCACGCCCGCCGUCUCGUGGCGCCUCCUCUCUCUAGAGCACGAAGACUUUUUAACAGUUGCAGAGUCACUGAAGAAAGAAUUUGAUAGUCCAGAAACUGCUGAUUUGAAGUUUCGAAUUGAUGGGAAAUAUAUCCAUGUUCAUAAAGCUGUUUUGAAAAUCAGGUGUGAGCACUUUCGAUCCAUGUUCCAGUCUUACUGGAAUGAGGACAUGAAGGAGGUGAUAGAAAUAGACCAGUUUUCUUACCCAGUGUAUCGUGCCUUUCUCCAGUACCUCUACACAGAUGCAGUCGAUCUGCCGCCUGAAGAUGCUAUAGGUCUUUUGGAUUUGGCGACAUCUUACUGUGAAAACAGACUGAAAAAACUUUGUCAGCACAUUAUCAAGCGAGGAAUCACUGUGGAGAAUGCCUUUUCAUUGUUCUCUGCUGCAGUCAGAUAUGAUGCAGAGGAUUUAGAAGAAUUCUGCUUUAAGUUUUGCAUCAAUCAUUUGACAGAAGUUACACAGACUGCAGCAUUUUGGCAAAUGGAUGGCCCUCUGCUAAAGGAAUUCAUUGCUAAAGCCAGUAAAUGUGGAGCCUUUAAGAACUGAAGCCCAAGGCUGCUGGGUUUUGUGUGAGUGCUCGGGGCCGGGUAUUGGGUGAUGGUGUGUCGUUGGUGCUCUACGGGUGAUGCAGUUCUGCAGGUAAACAACCCAUCAGGUGGUUUUUUCCCACAUCUGAGACACCGUUCUCUGUGUAGGAAUAUAUGUAUGAAGGAUCUACGGCUUUUCCUGAACCCAUUUUAAACAAUUCUUGUUUCCAGAUAUGUCUAUUUUAAUUGUGACCUUAGGUUGGCUGGAACAUUGUACAAGGGUGAGAGUUUAGCUGGUUGUUUUUUUGUUUUUGUAUUUGGGUUGAGGAACUGGUGAACUUGGGAAGAGGAAGUCAGUGGCAACUCUCCAGGCUCACAUAUCAGCAACCUUUUUGACACAAGGAGUUGGGAUGGUUUGUGAGUUGUGAGACGAACAUGGAGGCCCCAGCAUGAAUUGAAGAUGCUGACUUUGGGGCCUGUUGAAGUGCUGCUUUAGCUGCUGCUUUGAUAGCCUUACUGUGAAGGAAUAGGUAAGAUCGUGAGGCUUUUGUUUGUGUUUGCACUAUUGAUGACUUUUUUUAAUUUCACGGUGUAUCAAAAUAAUAUUCAGUUUAAUGAGUUAAACCUAUUGAAAUGAUAAUUAUGUAAAGAUAAAUUUCUAGGUUAGCCAAGAUUUCUCUUAAGACUUAAGCACAUAAAGAGUGGUAAUUUAG